UUUGGGACAGCCUGUCACACAUCAUCCCUAUAGCCUCACCAACUGGGAAACUAACUCACCUGCAAUCCCUGCAACCAAAUACCCCCCCACCACCACCACCACCACCACCACCACAACGCUGUCUUCCUCUUUUUCCUUAUUUUUUUUACCAAUUUUUAUUUUGACUACUGCUCAUCUGACAUGGAGACCCAGCAAAGACACGGACAGCACUCACUUUGCCACACCUGCCGGAGAGCGGAGAGCAGCCGACUGAAGGUCCAGAAGAUGUCCUCGUCCGGUCGCGUCCUGCUGCUGGCCCUGGCCCUGGCUCUCUGCGCGGUGGACAUGUCCUCGGCGGAGACGCUGUGUGGAGGAGAGCUGGUGGAUGCGCUGCAGUUCGUCUGUGAAGACCGAGGCUUCUAUUUCAGUAGGCCAACCAGCAGGGGCGGCAACCGGCGCCCCCAGAACCGUGGGAUCGUAGAGGAAUGUUGUUUCCGUAGCUGUGACCUCAAACUGCUGGAGCAGUACUGUGCCAAACCCGCCAAGUCCGAAAGGGACGUGUCGGCCUCCUCUCUACAGGUCAUUCCCGUGAUGCCCGCACUAAAACAGGAAGUCCCGAGGAAGCAGCAUGUGACCGUCAAGUAUUCCAAAUACGAGGUGUGGCAGAGGAAGGCGGCCCAGCGGCUCCGGAGGGGCGUCCCCGCCAUCCUGAGGGCCAAAAAGUUUCGGAGGCAGGCGGACAAGAUCAAAGCACAGGAGCAGGCAAUCUUCCACCGGCCCCUGAUCAGCCUGCCCAGCAAACUGCCGCCCGUCUUGCUCGCCACGGACAACUAUGUCAACCACAAAUGAGCCCGCUGCCAGCCCUUUGCACAGACAAGAGUUUGGAGGGAGAAAAAAAAGACUAGGGGAUUAUAGCUUUGUCUCUGACGUCAUUUCUGUGGCAGUCCUCUCUGACCUCCCCUGCCCUGUCCGAGCCCACCAAUCCCUCCCCCUGCUCUCAUCCACUACUUCUUGACCCUCUGGCCCUUUUCUAUUGCCCCCGUCAAACCCACCCACCCACCCUCCUCCGGCACACAAACAUGCCUUCACAUUCUUCCUGUCUGAAGUCUUUCGCUCCCUCUCUUUCAGUCACUGACACAAAAGGCACAAACACAAAUGAUGAACAAAAAGUUAACAAUUCGGCUGAAUGCAAUUCAGGUGGAUCCUUAAGCAAAAGAGAAAAGGGAAGGGAGAGAAGAAGAUGAAAGAGAUCCGUGGUUCGCAAGUGUCAAGAGGACACCCAGCGGAAUGUUUUUUUGUCCUUGCGGAAGACAACUGAAAGUGAAGAGCAGCUUGCAUGAAAGAAUCCAUUCCACAUCAUUUUUCCUGAGGCAAAAAGAAAAUCUCUGUUAGUUCUUUUUCUUAUUAGUUUGCACCUCUACCUAUAAAGGGACUUCCACACUGUAAGGAAUUAUUUUGUAAAAUUAGAUUCCUGUUCCAGCACCUUUUGAUCACAAACAAAAAGCAGAAAAGAGUCUGCAAAAUUGCACAUUGCCACGGAUUACGUCAAAGUAAAGAAAAAAAUGGCACUAUUUUUUUAUGAACAAUGAACGUGUAGCUUAAAAAAAUGUCAUGGUGCUAGCUUUGGGAAUGGACUCAAAGAAGAGGUUGAAAAGCACGUUUUUUUUUUUCUUUGAAUGAAUAUUAAAACUUUCCGUUUUAAGGAAAGUGUGACUUUAAAAAAACGGAAAAUAAAGGAUCUGGGGGCGCUCCUGGCAGUGGCAAUGUCAAGGGGGAAGUGUCACUGAGAAAAGAUAUGGGCUGUGUUGGCGUCUGGGCUCGCAGCGAGUGCUAGCGGCUGCUCAUCACUAGCUUGCCAGCAUAAGCGGCAAGAGGGACCUGAGACCCGGUCCCCGUUUCCUCCCGUCCCUCUGAGGCUGCCGGACACAGGGAGCAGCGUGGGGACACAUAUGGGACACCGUGGACCGCCUGGAUUGGGACAGUACUUCAGUUCUGGGACAGUACUUCCUGUUCGCCAUGGCUUUGCAGACUGCUCUGACAGGAAGUAUCAUGGCAUGGACAAAGAGCGAGUGGGAUAAUGAUGAUUAUAUUUUAUUUUGUCUUUUUUUUUUCUGUUUUGUUUUCACAUCAAUGUUUGAAUGAAAAAAAAGGAAAACCCCCGUCAGUUUCUGGUACCGUGACAUUCCUGUUUUUGCAAGUUAGGCAUUUUUUUUUCUGUUUCCAUGGUAAUUAUUAUGAUGUUAUUUUACAGUUCUAAAGAAAGGCACAAAAUUUCAAUUCAAAGGGAAAAAAACAGCAAUAAUGUCAACUAACAUUUUAUUUUGUAUUGUAUAUCAGUAGUAUUCACAUGCUUUUGCCUGAAAACAAAUACUUGAAUAUAUAUAUAUAUAUAUACAUCUAUAUAUAUAUGGAUAUAUACAUACUGUAUAUAUACAUAUAUAUAAAUAUAGAUAUAUAAUUAGUUUCCAGGGACGUUGUGUUAUUUUCCUUUAGUCUGAGCUGUAUCUUGCGUAAUGAGCCGCCAAGCUUUUUUGUUUGUUUGUUGAAAUACAAAUAAGGGCACUGUAUAAAGGCAUUAUUUAUUUUAUUAUAAAAUAUAUUUGAAAAAUUGGUCCAAAUAAUAUACGUAGCACUGAUGCUCAACUGACGGAUUUAUUUUGUAUGAUCUCUGUUUUCCAAUUGGAGUUGUAAGGCUUUUUUGUAGAUGCUUUGUACCAAAAAUAAUGUCUCUUUUUUUUUUUCCUUUUUUUUUGUUUUCCAUAGUUACUAUAAAUUAAUAUUUUAACAGCAGCAUAGCCUGGAUUGCUUAGGCAUCUUAUGUCACAGAAAUAGGCACAUACUCUGAAUACGUUGGGUCUGCAUGGAUUUCCAGAAGCCUGUCAGGGUUGUCUGUGAAAAAGGAAAGCAUCGAUGAGUGAUUUUAUCAUUGGAAAAAAAAAUAACUGUUCAACAUUGAUUGUACUCAAACCCACUAUGUUUUUUUGUUUUUUUUUAAAGCCACUUUAGUAUUGAUGGCGGGGAGAAUGAUCAGUCCUUCAUUAAAUCAUGUCUUUGUAAUUAUGCAUGGUGUCCUAUGGUCUUCUAAGGAGCAUCUUGCGUGUGUGCCAGUGCCACGGCCGCGUGUUGGUUUGGGUCAUGGGGCCGGAAACGUCCAGUCAGCUGUAGAGUAGAGUUAGGGGUUCAGCUCACAUGUGACUUGCACGUGUUGGUGCCCUAAUUGGGGGUAAUGAUGUCGUUAGCGUGACGUUAGCAACCAUCAGAGGUCAACUAAAGGUCAUUGUCUAAUCAGGAGAUCUUAACGUCUAUCUAUCUGUCCCUCUUUCUAUCUAUCUACCUUCUGUCUACCUGUCUGUGUGUCUGUCUAUCUCUAUCUAUCCGUCCUUCACCUAUCUUAUAUAUGUCUUUUACAAAUGUUACAUCUAUCCUUUCUCCUCUCCUCUGUUUGUAGAAGACAAUGUCCCACGAUCGUACACCAUCAGUAUGUAUGUGUGUCGGCGGUGGUGGAGCCGUCGUGCGUUUUGAUGAAGGGCUAACAUGCUGAACCAUUUGUGAAGCACUCAGGAACAAAAAACACAAUCUACGCUCUCCGAGGGAGAAGUGGAGUUAGUCUCCGAGUGUCUAAGUAAUAUCGAGUUGUGGAAGGGCAGCUGGGGUUGUCACCUGUUACCUGGCCACAAUGAUACAGCUCUCUGCAACUAACCACUGAAGCCCAUGUCAGAAACAAGUCAUCCUGUGCCACAUCAUAGUCUCCUCCUCCAUUGUGUCAUGCGUCACCCCAUGAAAUGGAGACUUAAUGGAUACUCGCCAUACUGCGGUGAAGAGUCAACCCAAUACUUUCUAUCUUCUUUCUGUCAGAGAGAUCUCAAUUAUCAAGGCUACGUCCUGUCUCUAAUUAUAUUCUACUUCAGUUGUGCAACAAAGCAGGCAGUGCAAUUAUUAUUAUUAUUGUUAUUAUUAUUGAUAUUAUUAUUAUAUUUUCUAUUUUAUUCAAUAUUUUCCUGCUAGGACUGCAUUCAUUCACUAUUGUAAUGUUCAAACAGGCUACUCUAGUGUUCUUAUGAAUGGCGUGAAAGACAACCACUUCUUUUCGCUGAAUAUGAAGAGAUACAUUGCCGAGCAAUGGCAACUUUUUCUGUGUCAGUAGCUCACUCAGCCUGUGUGUAUUUUAUUGAUUUAACCUCUGCACGCUAGAACGUCCGAAAUGCACAAUUCAUGUACUUUCAUUUUUAAUAUCAAUAAAAAAAAACAUUUUAUCAAACGUACAA
Molecule: messenger RNA, 4244 nt
Organism: Limanda limanda (common dab)
Lineage: Eukaryota; Metazoa; Chordata; Actinopteri; Pleuronectiformes; Pleuronectidae
Gene: igf2b
Product: insulin-like growth factor 2b
Exons: 4
Coding region: 181-828 (215 amino acids)
Cellular component (GO): extracellular region
Molecular function (GO): hormone activity; growth factor activity
Source: RefSeq, a predicted model, not a curated record